This is a messenger RNA of Gigantopelta aegis, 3639 nucleotides long. Its product is annotated as NFU1 iron-sulfur cluster scaffold homolog, mitochondrial-like. Gene Ontology annotation, cellular component: mitochondrion. Gene Ontology annotation, biological process: iron-sulfur cluster assembly. Lineage: Eukaryota; Metazoa; Mollusca; Gastropoda; Neomphalida; Peltospiridae. The coding region runs from base 12 to 827 and encodes 271 amino acids. The transcript is spliced from 8 exons. The record is from RefSeq and is a predicted model, not a curated record. Gene Ontology annotation, molecular function: iron-sulfur cluster binding; iron ion binding.
GUGACGGCAACAUGGCAGCUAAGGACGUUUUUCGCAGAUUUCAAAGAACAUUUUUAGUUCAAAAUAGUUUUUUGCGGUCAAGAUCUGUGCCAGCUCUGAGUUUGAAACGAAGAUGUUUUUGUCAGUUGCAGUCCAGAUACCUGUACACGAGACCAGUGAUGACAAAGGUCAAGCCGUCAGUGUUCUUAUCACAAGUGAGAUCAAUGUUCAUACAAACUCAGGACACACCGAACCCCAACAGUUUGAAGUUUAUCCCUGGAGUGCCUGUGUUAGAGGCUGGAACCUUUGACUUCCCAAAUGCACAGUCAGCUUACUGUUCCCCUCUAGCACGCCAGCUGUUUAAAAUAGAGGGCAUCAAAGGGGUGUUUUUCGGUACAGAUUUUAUUACCAUAACAAAGCUGGAUGAUGAUGUUGACUGGGCCAUCAUCAAACCAGACAUCUAUGCGACCAUCAUGGACUUCUUCGCCAGCGGUCUUCCAAUCCUCACAGAUGAACAACCAUCAUCAGAUACAGUGAUCCACCCUGAAGAUGAUGACACGGUUGUGAUGAUAAAAGAACUGCUGGAUACGAGAAUCAGACCCACCGUGCAAGAGGAUGGAGGGGACAUAGUGUUCAUGGGGUUUGAAGACGGUGUAGUGAAGCUCAAGAUGCAGGGCUCGUGCACCAGCUGCCCCAGUUCCGUGGUGACGCUGAAGAACGGAGUCCAGAACAUGUUGCAGUUCUACAUCCCCGAAGUCAGAGAGGUCCAGCAGGUGGAAGAUGAAUCAGAUGAAGUGGUGGAUGCGGAGUUCAAGAGACUAGAGGAGAAACUCGGAGACAAAGACUGACACACGGGAGGGGAAAUGUAUUCAGCUUGGAAAUCUUCACAAAACGAUCCUUAUUGCCCGAGAUUUUAUACAUUGGAGACACAGAUUUUCACACACAAUGAUCUCGUAAUCUGAACUUGAUCAUCCUCAGUGUUGCAGUGAGAGCCAUUUCUAAAGGCGCAACAAUUAUGAUCCAUGAUUCUCAGUUUGAUUUUGCAGUGACAUCAGUGUGUGCCUAGAAUAAUAUAAUCCGCUUCUGCAGUUGCUGUUUCAAAAGGAAAUACUGAUUUUCAAAAGUAUUGCACUUGAGUGGUUAGAUGUAUAGCAAUAACUUGACCUCCACUGGGAAGAUUCAAACCAUAUACCCUCUGAAUGAGAUCACCCAUUGCUUUUGCUUAUUUGCUAUUUGGGAAUUAUAUCUAGCUGUCCGAGGCAAGUAGUGUGUUAAAAGAGUGGCAGUGAUGGGGUUAUGCCAUGGGAUCAGUAUCUGGAUGGGUCUCUUUGGCCACUCUCUCCCAUUUUCAUUGUUGGUUUAUGAAAAUAAGAUCCAUUUUGAGUGAAGCUGAUCCAUUUUGAGUGAAGCUGAUUUAUUUUGGGUGAAACAGAUUUAUUUUGAGUGAAACUGAUCCAUUUUGAAUGAAACAGAUUCCUUUUGAAUGAAACUGAUCCAUUUUGAAUGAAACUGAUCCAUUUUGAAUGAAACAGAUCCAUUUUGAAUGAAACAGAUUCAUUUUGAGUGAAGCUGAUUCAUUUUGAGUGAAACAGAUUCAUUUUGAGUGAAACUGAUCCAUUUUGAAUAAAACAUUCAUUUUGAGUGAAGCUGAUCCAUUUUGAGUGAAGCUGGUCCAUUUUGAAUGAAACAGAUUCAUUUUGAAUGAAGCUAAUCCAUUUCGAGUGAAGCUGAUCCAUUUGAAAUGAAACACAUUCAUUUUGAGUGAAACAAACCCACUUUGAGUGUUGAGUCUCAACUUGAUACCUAUUUGGAGUUAAAACUUUAUUAAAAAUAAAACUUAAAAUGUGACACCACUAGUAUCAGUCUCCAGCUUAAGACUGAAAAAAUUGUGUUACAAGGAAUGUGUGGGGAAAACUUAUGUAUUGUAGGUCAGCCUUUAUAUUUUGUACGGGUCCAGAUUAAAUGUAUAAUAUAUUAUUACAUGUUAAUUAAAAAAAAAAAAACAGAAAAAGAAAAGAGCCUCAUUCUUUUUUUUCUAGUUUUAGGGUCAGAUUCCAGGAAACACAAUUUUUUAGGCCUAAUAUACAUUGUAGAUAGCUUAAUUAAAUAUCAAAUAUUAAUUGGAUUUUGUGUGAUAAUAAAACAAUCUUGAAUAUUUCCUGACUAGAUCACACUAAUGCAAGAAUAAAAUGUAUGAAACUUGUACUGUGUGCAUCGUGUAUGUUAGGAUGUGUAUUUUUAAAAUUAAUUUUUAUAUUCAGCUUCCUACUGAAUUGAGUGUACAAGCUAGAUGUGUGAAUGCAGUAUUAUAGACAUGUACAUCUAACAUGAUAACUUGAUUCAUGUAAUAUAUCUAAGGCAGGUUAUUGUAUAUAACUAACAAAAUAUAUAUGUAACCUAUAGCAUAUGAGUAAUAUAUCUCAGGACACUUAUUAAAUUUAUUACUCUGUGUUUUGUAACCACUUUGUUUCCAUUGUGACAUGAAUGCAAAUGUAAAUCUCAAGUCAGUUUUGUCUUUGGAAUACAGUCAUGUUGAGCAGUAAUUCUUUUCUUCUUUGUUUGUAUCUGGAAAGCAAAUUAGAUUACAGAAUAUUAAAAAGAAAUGUUUCUCCAGGGUCCACUGCUUUUAUAUACUUCUGAAUACAUACAAGACAUAUAAAUUAUUUUACUGGCUCAAACACCUUUUUUUUUGGAACCAGUACUGAGUGUUGCAACCCAGGCAAAUUUUUUUUAUAUGCAAUGGAACAAUAAUCUCGAUGACAUUUUCCACUGCAAUUUUGCAGUAAUGUUUAAGAGAGGACUUUAAUUUGUUAGUGUUUUUAACAACAACAAAAAAAAAAAAAAAUAUAUAUAUAUAUAUAUUUAAAAAAAAUAAAAGUCACAUUGAAAAUUGAAAGUCCCAUAUCAAAAUAAAAGUAACAUUGAAAAUUGAAAGUCCCAUAUCAAAAUAAAACUGCAGAAAAUUGAAAACACUAGCAAUCUCCACGUCAGUGCUGGUUACUGCUGUUAAUUGCCAGGGUAUUGAAAAUCAUGAAAUAUUAUUGACUAUAGUUGAAUGUACAUGUUAGAUCAGUGGUCAAAUGAUAUCAACAUUGAGCAAUGUCAGUUGAUUUGUGAUAAUAACUCAGUCGUCAUGGUAUGGUAUAGUCUAGUAUAGUACAUAUAAAAGAAUGACUGCAUCACGAAACAUGUUUCACAACUGGUAUAUCAAAGGCCGUGAUAUGUGCUAUCCUAUCUAUGGGAUGGUGCAUAUAAAAGAUCCCUUGCUGCUAAUUGAAAAGAGUAGCCCAUAAAGUGGCGACAGCAGGUUUCCUCUCUCAAUAUCUGUGUGGUCCUUAACCAUAUGUCUGAUACCAUAUAACCAUAAAUAAAAUGCGUCGUUAAAUAAAAUAUUUCCUUCCUUCCUUCCCGAAACAUGUUUAUGUUCUCUAAUGUUUCAUGAUUGAGAGUUCUUUAAUUGUUACUGUGUAAUUGUUUGAUGAUUGCUUUCAUACCAGUUUCAGCCAGGCAAUAGGGUUUUGUUUGUUUUUGUUUUCGUUUGCCAGCACAGAAAUAUCAGAAGAUCAUGUCAUUAUGGCACUUGCUCUUAAAUGAUGUUUUAUUCAUAAUGACAUUAGUUGUUACAGAACUGUGUGCGUGGAUAUUAAAAUGAAUAAAUAA